Messenger RNA from Sclerotinia borealis F-4128, 1683 nucleotides. The record is from the annotation of a GenBank genome assembly. NCBI's taxonomy places the organism in Eukaryota, Fungi, Ascomycota, Leotiomycetes, Helotiales, Sclerotiniaceae.
AUGGCGUAUAGACUCAUCGCGGCGCAUGCGACACCUUCUCAAUUGUCGCAAAGGGUUCCUUUGACUCUGCGAAUUUCACAACCGCAAUGUAUAUGCAGGUGUCAUAGACCUCGAAAUUUCUCGUCAUCUGCGAGAUUCUAUCGUCAGAACAACGAAUAUAAGGAUUCGUUUAGCACAAGAUUACGGAGGGCUCUGAACGAUACAAAAAUAACAUGGUAUCAUAUACCUGUAGGCUUGGGUAUAGGCUUCCUAGGACUUGGUCAGAUAUAUCGAGUGAAUGAGCGGGAGAAGGCAAGGAGGCGAGAAGAAGAAAACGAAGAUGGAAUUGUCAGGAGCGUAGGAUCUGGGAGUAAUGAAACCGAUGAAGGAUACCAAGGACGACCAAAAAAGAGAGAAAGAAUAAGGCCCUCGGGACCAUGGCAGGUUCAAGUAAUGUCCACUCUUCCGCUGAAAGCUAUGUCAAGAAUAUGGGGCAAAUUUAAUGAAUUGGAAAUACCUUACUAUCUACGUGUACCGGGAUUCAAAUUAUAUUCUUAUAUCUUCGGCGUCAACCUCUCUGAAGUAUCAGAACCCGAUCUUCAUGUAUACCCUAAUCUAGCUUCAUUCUUCUAUCGUACAUUGAAACCAGGAGCUCGACCACUUCAUCCAAACCCGAAUGCACUGCUUUCUCCAGCCGAUGGUCGGGUUCUUCAAUUUGGUGCCAUCGAAAGUGGCGAGGUAGAGCAAGUCAAGGGAAUGACUUAUAGCCUGGAUGCCCUUCUUGGUACCAGCAAACCAGCUACCACUCCAAACCCUGCAGAUCCCUCCAACAUAUUCACACCCCAUGCAGAUACCACACCUAAACAGAGUAAGGCCAGGUAUAGCGAUGGGGACGAAGAGAUCAUCAAGCAUGACGAAAAGUUCGCAACUGUCAAUGGCAUCUCAUAUACUCUUCCGAACUUACUUUCUGGGCCACCCCAAAAGCAACCCGGACAGACAACAAGUGAUGCCUCCACCACGCCAAAGGCAGCUUCUGAAGCCGAAGUGCGUGCUGAACUUGCUCUUGGUGAUAAGCCGUGGUAUUCUCGACUUACUGCAGAGAAUAAGACCGCUUUGUAUUAUGUAGUUGUAUAUUUGGCACCUGGUGACUAUCAUCGUUUUCAUUCUCCAACCGCUUGGGUCGCUGAGAAGCGACGUCAUUUCGCCGGAGAAUUAUAUUCGGUGUCGCCUUAUCUCCAACGAACAUUACCGGGUCUGUUCACACUGAAUGAGCGAGUUGUGCUUCUUGGCAGAUGGAGGUGGGGAUUUUUCUCCUUCAUUCCUGUCGGUGCCACCAACGUGGGCUCCAUCAAGAUCAAUUUUGAUCGAGAACUACGAACCAAUUCUUUAACAACAGAUACUGCUGCCGACCGAGCUUCUGAUGAAGCUGUGAAACGUGGGGAGUCAUAUAGUGGAUUUGCUGAAGCUACCUACGAGGCUGCAAGUCCCAUUCUCCACGGCCAUGCCCUAAGGAGGGGUGAAGAGAUGGGAGGGUUUCAGCUAGGAAGUACUGUUGUGCUCGUGUUUGAGGCACCUAAGGGACAAAGACCAAGUCUCGAUGAAGGUUGGAUGGGACAAAAAAGGAAAGGAGGGUGGAAUUGGGCCAUUGAGAAGGGACAAAAGGUAAAAAUGGGCGAACAAUUAGGAUGGGUCGAUGAAGCAUAA